Perognathus longimembris pacificus (Pacific pocket mouse) is the source of this 1367-nucleotide messenger RNA. It is a transcript of the gene Sh2d5, whose product is annotated as SH2 domain containing 5. Lineage: Eukaryota; Metazoa; Chordata; Mammalia; Rodentia; Heteromyidae. The transcript has 10 exons. The record is from RefSeq and is a predicted model, not a curated record. The coding region runs from base 75 to 1367 and encodes 430 amino acids. Gene Ontology annotation, cellular component: postsynaptic density.
GCUGCAGAGAUCGCGUGGAGGCGCGGCGGUCGCGCCUUCUCCCGUGGAGCUUCAAGCUGGGUACCUUGGGGGCUAUGCAGAGGGCUGGGGCUGGGGGCCGGAGAGCCUCGGACUGUGGGCCUGCCCCUUACCGGCCCAGGUGCAUCACCAAGUUUGCCCAGUAUGUGGGCUCCUUCCCUGUGGAUGACCUGGACACACAGGACAGCGCCUGCCUUGUGCGGCAUCAGCUGAGGGCCCUGAAGGACUGCCCCCGACGCCGGGCUGUCAUCCUGAAAUUCAGCCUUCAAGGUCUCAAGAUCUACAGCGGGGAAGGCGAGACGCUCCUCAUGGCCCACGCCCUGAGACGUGUCCUUUAUGCCACGUGGUGCCCAGCCAACUGCCAGUUUGCCUUUAUCGCCCGGAACCCACGAAGCCCGGCCAGCAAGCUCUUCUGUCACCUCUUCGUGGGCAGCCAGCCUGGAGAGGUCCAGGUCCUGUACCUGCUGCUCUGCCGCUCCUUCCAGCUUGCUUACCUCGUGCAGCACCCGGAGGAAAGGGCCCAACCCGAGCCCAGCCCAGGCCCCACAGGGGACUGGCCCCUGCAGCCACUCUUCAGCCCUGGGGGACCCCCUGCCCUGGUGCGGGAACCCUUCAGCCGGGAUCAGCUCUCACAGAACGUCCAAGCCCUGGUCUCCUUUCGGCGGUUGCCUGCAGAGGGGCCCCUGGGCAGCAGUGGGAAGGAGCUGCCUGAGGCUGACAGCCGAGGAGGGGCCCGGCACACUCGCCUGGGGAACCCAUACUGCUCGCCCACACUGGUGCGCAAGAAGGCCAUCCGCAGCAAGGUGAUCCGCUCCGGGGCCUACCGAGGCUGCACCUAUGAGACGCAGCUGCAGCUGUCGGCUCGGGAGGCCUUUCCUGCUGCAUGGGAGGCGUGGCCCCGAGGUCCUGGUGGCCCAGCAACAUGCCUAGUGGAGGGGGACGGUAGCCUGACAGAGAACAUCUGGGCGUUCGCUGGUCUUUCCAGGUCCUCUGCCCUGGCCCUGCUGCGGAGAGACGUGCUUGGGUCCUUCCUGUUGUGGCCUGAGCUGGGCACUAGUGACCAGUGGUGCCUGUCAGUACGAACACAAUGUGGCGUGGUGCCCCACCAGGUCUUCCGUAACCACAUGGGCCGCUACUGCGUGGAGCACUUGCCAGCAGAGUUCCCCAGCCUGGAGGCCCUGGUGGAGAACCAUGCUGGCAUGGAGCGCAGCCUCUUCUGUCCCCUCGACAUGGGCCGCCUGAACCCCGCCUACGAGGAGCAGGACUGUGGGCCCGAGGGCAGGCCCCCCCGGACUCUGCGGCCCCUUGGCCAUGCCAAGUCAGAGGCAGAAUUGCAGGGCCUGGGCUAG